Morone saxatilis (striped sea-bass) is the source of this 1405-nucleotide messenger RNA. RefSeq names its product coenzyme Q4 homolog (S. cerevisiae) (gene coq4). The record is from RefSeq and is a predicted model, not a curated record. NCBI's taxonomy places the organism in Eukaryota, Metazoa, Chordata, Actinopteri, Moronidae. Bases 148 to 984 code for a protein of 278 amino acids. The transcript is spliced from 7 exons. Gene Ontology annotation, cellular component: mitochondrial inner membrane; mitochondrion. Gene Ontology annotation, biological process: ubiquinone biosynthetic process.
CUACAUUCGUUAAUUCAUUAGAGGGCAGCUGGCGAGGACGGAGCCAUUUCUCUACUACACGGUGCAUUAGGCUUGACCAAACACCGCCCCCUCCGCCGGGGAAGCGAGGUGGCGAAACUGCUGUGCGCAUGCGUAUACGCGUCCAGAAUGUCGCUGUGUGCGGUUAAAGGUUUCCAAUGGUUAAGACAGCGUCAGUGCGUGUUGUUCUCCAAAGGUAUGAGUUUCCUGUGUGUCCACCAGCUGCACAGUAGCCCCGGGUUCACAGACAGCUGCUAUGAUGGGCUGUAUCCCGGACAUAUCCACACCACCCCCAUCCAGAAAGCCCUGUUGGCCGUCGGGUCAGGUGUGGCUGCACUACAGAAUCCCUACAGACACGACAUGGUUGCAGUGCUCGGGGAGACGACAGGACACCUAGCGUUGAUAAAUCUCAGGGACAGGAUGAAAAAUGAUCCUGAAGGCUACACUAUCCUAACAGAAAGGCCCAGAAUCCGGCUGUCUACGCUUGAUCUGAGCAAGAUGGCGUCACUGCCUGAUGGCUCUUUUGGGAGAGAAUACCUCCGUUUUCUGGAGGACAAUCAUGUGACCCCGGACUCAAGGGCAGACGUGAAGUUUGUCGACAAUGAGGAGCUAGCUUACGUCAUGCAGAGAUACAGAGAGGUGCACGAUUUGCUGCACACGUUGCUGGGCAUGCCGACCAACAUGCUGGGUGAGGUGGCAGUGAAGUGGUUUGAAGCUGCUCAGACUGGCCUCCCCAUGUGUGCUCUUGGAGCUGUGUUGGGGCCACUUCGGCUGAAUUCGAGCCGUUUACAGUCACUGUUCACUUCCUUGGGUCCUUGGGCUCUGCAGAACGGUCGGCGGUCCCGCUGCAUCCUCAGCAUCUUCUACGAGAGACGAUGGGAGCAGAACCUCGAAGACCUCCGACAAGAGCUCAACAUAGAGCCGCCUCCUGUCAUACUCAGUGCUGCCAAUAAGAGGAGCACCUGAGGAAGACGGAAAAAAGAGAUGAACAAUUCAGGAAUCACAGGACAAAAGACUUUUAAUAGCGGACAAAUCAGAAAUACAGUAUAGUGUCAUACUGUGGAGUUUCUGUAUGAGAAGGAUGUUAUUGAUGACUGAGGAAAUGGGGAAUUUUCACACUUGGCAAACUCUGACUUGUCCAUUCUUACACCCUGAAUGUAUUGUUCUUCAUGUUUAGUCAACCUUUUCUCUGAAAUGUGAAACUAAGUCAUUUCAACAGAUGAAGUGUUCAAGAAACGAUGCUACGAGACAGCAGGUAGCCAGUUCUAGGGGUCAUGUUCUGUUGUUGAGAAUGUGACAGAAAGUGUGUAUUUGUAUCACGGACAAAAAUAAAUUAAAAAAACUGAAUUAUAUCCGUUAUUAAAUACUUGCCUAUACACGAACGAGA